Messenger RNA from Papaver somniferum (opium poppy), 4953 nucleotides. RefSeq names its product ABC transporter C family member 10-like. Gene Ontology annotation, biological process: transmembrane transport. NCBI's taxonomy places the organism in Eukaryota, Viridiplantae, Streptophyta, Magnoliopsida, Ranunculales, Papaveraceae. The transcript has 9 exons. Gene Ontology annotation, cellular component: vacuolar membrane; plant-type vacuole. The record is from RefSeq and is a predicted model, not a curated record. Gene Ontology annotation, molecular function: ATP binding; ATP hydrolysis activity; ABC-type transporter activity. Bases 283 to 4686 code for a protein of 1467 amino acids.
GUGAUAACCAAACCAAAUAAAACCAGCUCUAGUUUCCAGUUACUGUGGAGGGAAAGACAUUUAGUGUUAUGUACUUCUUUAUCUUCCGUUUCUUUCUUUGAACUGAAAAUGUGAAUGAGAGUUUAUCUUCUCUCAGGGAUCCUCUUUUAAAUUAACUUGAGAUUCACAGUUCUAAUCUGAAGCUCAAGGUCCAAAACUUGAUCAGGGUUGCGUUUUUUUGUACAACUUGCGCAAAGUUAAUUUGGGACCCUAGAAACCAGCACAGAGGAACCUGCACCAAUUAUGGAGGAUUUUUCUUGGUCAGUGUUUUGUGGAGAAUUUGAUCAUUGUUCAAGAGGUGACGGAAAGCCAUGUGCUUCUGGAAUCCAUGCCAUUUACUCUCCUGAUACAUGUGCCAACAAUGCCAUUGUCAUUUUCGUCAAUAUAUUACUAAUACUUAUGUUCUUCCUAAGCUUUAUUUGCAAGCCCUCCUCAAGAACAGUUCAGAAUUCUAUCCGUUUUUCUCCUUUCGGGCUGGUCUCUGCCAUUUUCAAUGGUAGUUUGGGAUUUGUAUACGUCGGGUUAGGAGUUUGGAUUCUACAAGAUCAGAGUGCUUUACCAGUUCAUAGGUGGUUGGUGUUACUACUUCAGGGAUUCACAUGGUUGUGCCUCGGUUUAACUGUCGGCCUGAACGGAAAAAAUCUCGAGAAAAAAAUCAUGUGGCUUUGUGCUAUAGCUACUUGCUUGUUUGCAGGAAUCUUGUGUGCAUUGUCUGUUGUUGAUGCUGUCGCCGAUAACCAAGUUUCGGGUAAGACUAUUUUAGAUGUUUUAUCUCUACCAGGAGCAAUCGUGUUGCUGUUAUGCACAUAUAAGCUGAAAACAGGUGAAAAUCACAAUGAUGUAGCUGGCCAUGGUUAUUCUUUUCUGAAUGCUGAACCUAGUGCUAAGAGUAUUGAAACCCCGUUUGCGAAAGCCGGGUUGUUUAGUAAAGCGUCGUUCUGGUGGUUGAACUCAUUGAUGAAAAAAGGGAAGAAACACACUUUCAAGGAUGACGAUAUACCCAGGUUGCGGAAGGUUGAUCAAGCUGAAACCUCUUAUUUGUUAUUUAUGGAGGAAAUGAAGAAGCUUAAGCAAAUUGAUCCGUCUAGUCCACCUUCGGUUUUGCGAGCUAUCAUUAAUUGCUUCUGGAAGGAUAUUUUGAUUUCAGGUGUUUUUGCUAUGAUCAAGACUCUUACACUUUCUGUUGGUCCACUGCUUAUUAGUGCAUUCAUUGAGGUUGGAGAAGGAAGAGAAUCAUUCAAGCACGAAGGUUACGUCUUGGCUAUAACAUUGUUGUUUGCAAAAUGCUUAGAAUCCCUGUCGCAGAGGCAGUGGUAUUUUCGCAGCAGGCUUAUGGGUAUUCAAGUACGGUCAGUACUCUCGGCGGCUAUUUACAGGAAGCAACUGAGACUUUCUAAUGCUGCGAAGAAAAUGCAUUCAGCUGGUGAAAUAAUGAACUAUGUGACUGUAGAUGCUUACAGAGUAGGCGAAUUCCCAUUUUAUCUACAUCAAACAUGGACAACAGGUCUUCAGAUCAUUGUUGCUCUUGUGAUUCUCAUCCGUGCUGUAGGACCUGCAACGUUUUCUACUAUGAUCGUAAUAGUACUUACGGUGCUAUGCAAUACUCCAUUAGCCAAGCUACAACAUAAGUUCAAGGGUAAACUCAUGGGAGCACAGGAUAAGCGGUUAAAGGCUAUGUCUGAAGCUCUCGUUAGCAUGAAAGUGCUGAAACUUUACGCGUGGGAGAUGCAGUUCAAAAAUGUCAUAGAAGGACUAAGAAAAGAGGAAUACAAGUGGUUGUCAAUUGUGCAGCUUCAAAAAGCAUAUAGUAGUUUCCUCUUCUGGUCAGCUCCGGUGUUGGUCUCGGCUGCAACUUUUGGGACAUGUUACUUUCUUGGUGUUCCGCUUCAUGCAAGCAAUGUUUUCACUUUUGUAUCUACUUUCCGUAUCGUGCAAGAACCUAUUAAAGCAAUCCCUGAUGUUAUUGGAAUUGUCAUUGAUGCAAAUGUUGCAUUCUCAAGGAUUGUGAAGUUUCUUGACGCACCAGAGUUGGAGAAUGAAAAUGUCAGUGACAAGAAAAUUUCAGAGAUGCAUAAGCCCAGUAUUUCGAUUAAGUCAGGUAAUCUUUCAUGGGAAGAAGGCGCACCAAAGCCGAGCCUAAGAGGUAUAAACCUAGUGGUUCUGCCUGGUGAGAAGGUGGCAAUAUGCGGAGAGGUCGGUGCAGGUAAAUCGACUCUCUUAGCAGCAGUUCUUGGAGAGGUUCCGUACGUGGAAGGACAGAUUGAAGUUUCUGGGAAGAUUGCGUAUGUUUCUCAAACGGCGUGGAUUCAGUCAGGAAGCAUACAGGAUAAUAUUCUAUUUGGAUGCAACAUGGAUAGACAAAGAUACCAAGAAACACUUGAAAAAUGUUCUUUGUCGAAGGACCUUGAGAUGCUACCUUUUGGAGAUCUAACUGAAAUAGGAGAAAGAGGAAUUAAUCUGAGUGGAGGUCAGAAGCAGCGGAUUCAGCUCGCUCGUGCACUCUAUCAAAAUGCUGAUAUAUAUCUUUUGGAUGAUCCAUUCAGUGCAGUUGAUGCUCACACUGCUACAAGCCUAUUCAACGAAUAUGUAAUGGGAGCACUUUCAGGGAAGACAGUCUUACUAGUCACUCAUCAAGUCGAUUUCCUUCCUGACUUUGAUUCUAUACUGUUAAUGUCAGAUGGGGAAAUCCUACAUGCUGCUCCAUAUCAUGCGCUGUUGAGUUCUAGCAAAGAAUUUUCUGACCUUGUCAAUGCGCACAAAGAUACAGCCGGUACUGAAAGUCGGCCAACUGAAGUUGCAUCUCCUAUUAUACCUAUCAAGGAAAUUGCAGUAAGCAAAAACAAGAAGCAAUUUAUAGAGCCAGUGGGAGAUCAACUAACUAAGAAAGAAGAGCGAGAAAGCGGAGACACCGGUUUGAAACCUUAUAUACAGUAUCUGAAUCAGAACAAAGGCUACUUUUACUUUGGCUUAGGAAUUUUUUCUCACCUCACGACAGUAAUCGGGCAAAUAUUGCAAAACUCUUGGAUGGCUGCUAAUGUCGACAAUGCUCAAGUCAGCAAAGCAAGAUUGAUCAUAGUGUACUUGAUUAUCGGAUUUACGUCAACGUUGUUCAUACUUGUGAGGAGUCUUUGUACUGUUUCUUUGGGUAUGCAGUCAACACAAGCCCUAUUCUCUCAGCUUCUGAAGUCCCUUUUCCAUGCACCAAUAUCGUUUUACGACUCUACGCCUUUCGGAAGGAUCUUAAGCCGGGUCUCAUCUGAUUUGAGUAUCAUCGACCUUGACAUUCCGUUUGCAUUGAUAUUCUCUGUCAGUACUGCCAUAAACACAUACUCUAUUCUUGGAGUUCUUGCUUUUGUUACAUGGCAAGUACUGGCACUCUCGAUACCCAUGGUAGUAAUGGCGAUACACUUACAGAAAUACUACUUCGCUUCUGCUAAAGAGUUUAUGCGAAUCAACGGAACAACCAAGUCGGUGAUAGCAAAUCAUCUUGCUGAAUCCAUAGCCGGAGCAAUGACAAUCAGAGCAUUCGGGGAGGAGGAAAGAUUCUUUGCUAAGAAUCUUGAUCUCAUUGACAAAAAUGCAAGUCCUUACUUUCACAUUUUCUCUGCAAAUGAGUGGUUGAUUCAACGUUUAGAAACCCUGAGUGCCAUUGUUCUUUCCUCCUCUGGGCUUAUGAUGGUCCUGCUUCCUCCAGGGACUUUUGGUUCUGGAUUUAUUGGAAUGGCGCUAUCUUAUGGUCUGUCGUUGAACAUAGCUCUUGUGCAAUCUGUUCAAAACCAGUGCACCGUAGGAAAUUACAUCAUUUCCGUAGAGAGGGUAAGUCAGUACAUGCACGUUCCUAGCGAAGCCCCGCAAGUAAUAGAAUCAAAUCGACAGCAACCAAGUUGGCCGGAUAAGGGAAGAGUAGAGAUUCUUGAUUUAAAGGUUCGAUAUAGGCUCGAUACUCCACUUGUUUUACGCGGAAUCAGUUGCACAUUCGAUGGAGGGCACAAAAUUGGGAUAGUAGGAAGAACAGGCAGCGGAAAAACAACUCUUAUCAGUGCACUGUUCCGUUUAGUAGAGCCUGUAAGCGGGAAAAUCAUCAUAGAUGGUGUCGACAUUUCAAAAAUUGGACUUCAUGAUCUAAGGUCACGCUUAGGGAUCAUUCCUCAAGAUCCAACUCUCUUUAAUGGGACAGUCAGAUACAAUUUGGACCCUUUGUCAGAACACACCGACUCAGAAAUCUGGGAGGUCCUUAGGAAAUGCCAGCUUCAAGAAUCUGUACAAGAGAAAGGAGAGGGACUGAAUUCACUAGUUGCGGACGACGGAUCAAACUGGAGCAUGGGACAGAGACAGUUGUUCUGCUUAGGCCGUGCUCUGCUGAGGAGAAGUAGAAUACUAGUGCUGGAUGAAGCCACAGCAUCGAUCGACAAUACAACUGACGCAAUUCUUCAGAAAACGAUCAGGGUGGAAUUUGCAGAUUGUACUGUGAUUACAGUAGCUCACAGAAUACCAACUGUGAUGGACUGCACCAUGGUGCUUGCUCUCAGUGACGGAAAACUAAUGGAGUAUGAUGAGCCCAUGAAGUUGAUGGAGAGGGAAGGAUCGCUCUUUGCGAAGCUCGUCAAAGAAUAUUGGUCUCACGUUCAUUCUGCAAAUUCAAGCUGAAGCUACACUGCAACAUCUCUAGUUGACGAAUAAACUUGUCUCCCCUUGUAAAAUAAUAUACUUUUCCAGAUUAAAAUGUAAUAAGUCUUUUAAGCCUUUAACAAUGUUUUACCUAUUAUUUUUCCUGCUUCAAUGAUUUCGACAGCAAGAUCAGUUUUCUUUGGUUAGGUUCCGUCAGUAAACACUCUGUUUUUAGGCUCUGUUUACAUGACUUUGCUUUUCCUAUGUAAGGUUUUUUUAAGCUAGUGCUGUAGUAGUUGCAGUUAA